AUGUCCACUUUCACUAUUCCUUGUGACCAUGGCCAGCAAUCCCUGUUGGUGGAUUGUACACCUGAUCUCAACAAGGAUACCCUCUUACGGUUCCCGGCUUUCCAGAUCUGGCUAUCUACCCUGCAACAAUCGUUAAAGCAGCAACAACACCCCUCACAUGAGUUUCACAAAGACCCUUAUGUCCUACGCAAAAUUGAUAUCCAAGCCGUGGACUUUUUCAAGGGCGGACGGUUAGGUUUCGUGAAAUUGAAGGCAGAUGUGUCAAACAAGAGCGGCGAGUCACUCCCAGGGAGCGUUUUUCUACGCGGAGGUAGUGUAGGAAUGCUGCUCCUUCUCCAACCAGAUGACGUACAUCCAUCAGUGGAAGAUGAGAAGCGAGCGAUCCUGACUAUCCAACCCCGCAUUCCUGCCGGCUCCCUUGCUUUCGCCGAAAUCCCUGCUGGAAUGCUUGACGAUAGCGGGUCUUUUGCCGGAGGCGCAGCAAAGGAAAUACAAGAAGAAACUGGUUUAACUAUUCCCCAAGACGAGCUUAUUGAUAUGACCUCGCUCGCAUUGCAAUCAGUUGCGGAAGCCAAUGAUGUAGAGAGUUUACGAAAGGCCGUAUACUCAUCGCCCGGUGGAAGCGACGAAUUUAUUCCCUUGUUCUUGUGUCAGAAGCGCAUGCCGCGUAAGGAUAUCGAAAGCCUGCAGGGGAGGUUGACCGGUCUACGCCAGGAUGGGGAGAAGAUCACGUUGAAAGUGGUCCCUCUCAAGGAGUUGUGGAAAGCGGGUUUGCGGGACGGAAAGACACUCGCAUCGUGGGCGUUGUAUAAAGGACUCAAAGAGGAGGGGAGAAUAUGA
This is a messenger RNA of Aspergillus alliaceus, 840 nucleotides long. Its product is annotated as putative NUDIX family hydrolase. The record is from RefSeq and is a predicted model, not a curated record. NCBI's taxonomy places the organism in Eukaryota, Fungi, Ascomycota, Eurotiomycetes, Eurotiales, Aspergillaceae. Bases 1 to 840 code for a protein of 279 amino acids. Gene Ontology annotation, molecular function: ADP-ribose pyrophosphatase activity; ADP-glucose pyrophosphatase activity. The transcript is spliced from 2 exons. Gene Ontology annotation, biological process: nucleoside phosphate metabolic process; ribose phosphate metabolic process.